AGUGAUCAGAUGAUAAGUAAACGGAGCACGUGCUCUGUCCACUGAUAAGAGACGCAUAACAAUCUGGUGUUAUUCCUGUCUCGUUGUCUUUACCACACCUGAACUGUCCACCAGAAGAAUGAAGUUGUUUCUUUGCGUCAUCGUUCUUGCACUGAGUGCUGUGGGCCACUGCCAGUCUUUCGAAAGCAGGGUAGAUGCACUGGAGCGGAUGCUCUUGAAGGUUAAAACAAAAACCGGACACCAGAGCAACGUCAUAGCAAAUCUUAAAAAACAGCUCGAGACAGUCGCACGCUCGGAGGAUACCCUAAAGAAUGCCUUAACAGUUGACAAGCGACAAGCCGCUCAACCUGUUGUUGCUUUCAUGGCAACUCGACAAGCAAACCUCACUCAUUUAUCUCGGCACCAGACCAUUGUGUUUGAGGAUGCCAGUGUCAAUGUACAUCAUGCUUACAACAACAAUACCGGGGUGUUUACAUGUCCCUUUACUGGACUCUACGAGUUUGCUACUACGAUCGUGUCAGCAGGGGAGCAACGUAAUCUCAAUUUCGAGAUGAUGAUAGAUACUAUGCGAAUCGCAUACGUCCAUGCCACUUUAUACGAGUACGACAUGGGCACACAGGUUGCCGUCGCCCACUGUAACCAAGGCCAGCACGUGUUCCUCAGACAGGACAAGGGUUCUUUCGGACUUCCGGGCGGAUUCUGUACAUUCUCCGGACAUCUUAUUUCUAUGUUAUAGUUUCUGGAAAUAAAAAGAAAAGAAAUCUA
Molecule: messenger RNA, 765 nt
Organism: Pecten maximus
Lineage: Eukaryota; Metazoa; Mollusca; Bivalvia; Pectinida; Pectinidae
Product: complement C1q-like protein 4
Exons: 4
Coding region: 119-736 (205 amino acids)
Molecular function (GO): protein binding
Source: RefSeq, a predicted model, not a curated record